CUAUAUCUCUACAACACCAAAGACCUACAUUUUCAACACUCUUCACCAGCACUAGUUUGCUGAACAAUGGCAGAGCUAGAGAGCCCUAAUUUCAUGCCCAAACUCAUCACCUUCCUCUCUUCUCUCCUCCAAAGGGUGUCCGAAUCGAACGAUCUCAACCGUCGAUUUCAGCCCCAGAAAAUCUCUGUCUUCCAUGGCCUCACUCGACCCACCAUAUCAAUCCAAACCUAUCUCGAGAGAAUUUUCAAGUAUGCCAAUUGUAGCCCUUCGUGCUUCGUUGUUGCAUACGUUUAUCUCGAUCGCUUCGUGCAGAGACAGCCAUUGUUGCCCAUCAACUCCUUCAAUGUUCAUCGCUUGCUUAUCACUAGUGUCAUGGUUGCUGCAAAAUUCAUGGAUGAUAUGUACUACAACAAUGCUUACUAUGCUAAAGUUGGAGGAAUCAGCACAAAAGAGAUGAACUUUCUUGAAGUGGAUUUCUUGUUUGGAUUGGGUUUCCACCUAAAUGUGACCCCCACCACUUUUUACACUUGCUCUUCUCACCUCCAAAGAGAGAUUUUGCUUCAAAACCCACUAAAUUUAUCAGAAUCCUUCUUAAAAAUAGAAAGGUCACUACAGCUCCAAUUGAGUUUCAAUGAAGAUGAAGCCUCCCACCAUCAACUAGCUACUUAAGCUCCAAUGGAGCUCUAAAUCUAGUUAGAAUUAUAGAUUAUCUCUUCUUCUUCUUCUUCUUCUUUUUUUCCGGUUAUUUUUGGGGUAUUUUGGACUUAAAAUCAGUUAGUAUGUACAGAUGGAUGUCUUUUCUUUACAGUGUGUCUAUUCUAAUUAUUAUUAUUAUUUUCUUCUUCUUUUUUUUGUAUUUUUUAUUUAAUGAAAUAUUGGUAUUAUUCUGGUA
Messenger RNA from Cornus florida, 892 nucleotides. RefSeq names its product cyclin-U4-1. NCBI's taxonomy places the organism in Eukaryota, Viridiplantae, Streptophyta, Magnoliopsida, Cornales, Cornaceae. Gene Ontology annotation, biological process: regulation of cyclin-dependent protein serine/threonine kinase activity. The transcript is spliced from 2 exons. The coding region runs from base 67 to 669 and encodes 200 amino acids. The record is from RefSeq and is a predicted model, not a curated record. Gene Ontology annotation, molecular function: protein kinase binding.